Molecule: messenger RNA, 1580 nt
Organism: Aspergillus vadensis CBS 113365
Lineage: Eukaryota; Fungi; Ascomycota; Eurotiomycetes; Eurotiales; Aspergillaceae
Product: amidohydrolase family protein
Exons: 1
Coding region: 87-1130 (347 amino acids)
Biological process (GO): secondary metabolic process
Cellular component (GO): cytosol; cytoplasm
Molecular function (GO): hydrolase activity; carboxy-lyase activity
Source: RefSeq, a predicted model, not a curated record
ACAACACAAACAAGCAACAACGAUUACCCCUCUUCCUUCUAUUCCUCACUCUCUUCAUUACUGUCUAUCAUAAUACACACGUCAAGAUGCCCCCCCUGAUCGUCGACAUCCACACUCAUGUCUACCCUCCUUCUUAUAUGCAUAUGCUUCGCGCGCGUAAGACAGUCCCCUAUGUCCACGACCCAGCCAACAAUGCAACCCCUCGUCUCAUCAUCCUUUCAUCCGACGAUGACCCGUCAAUCCCCGUCGAUCAGCGUGGUCGCCCCGUGGAUUCGUCCUAUUCAGACAUCAACGUAAAAUUGGCCUUUAUGCGACGCCAUGGAAUCAACUGCAGCGUUAUUUCUUUGGCCAAUCCGUGGCUGGACUUCCUCGAGCCGGACGAAGCCCAGACAUGGGCAGAGCGCAUCAAUGACGACCUCGAGACAACUUGUGCGCGGGUAAAUAACGAUGCAGACCCUGACAGGACAAAGGCACUCCAUGAGAAGGAAACGCUGUUUGCUUUCGGGGCACUUCCGCUCAGCGCCCCGAGCCCCGAUAUUGUUGUAAACGAAAUCAGAAGGCUCAAGACAUUGCCCCAUCUCCGGGGGGUGAUCAUGGGAACAACAGGUCUAGGCAAGGGGUUAGACGAUAGUAGACUGGAUCCGGUCUGGGAGGCCUUACAAGAUACGGAGUCCAUGUUGUUCCUACACCCCCACUAUGGGCUACCCGAUGAAGCCUUUGGUGGACCCGAAGUAACGAAUCGCUAUGGUCAUGUUCUUCCCCUAGCUCUAGGGUUUCCUCUUGAGACAACCAUUGCGGUGACGAGGAUGCUUUUGGCCGGGGUCUUUGAUCGCUUCCCACGGUUGAAGAUCCUCCUGGCUCAUUCCGGAGGUACCCUCCCCUUCCUUGCUGGUCGAAUCGAGAGCUGUAUCCUUCAUGAACGCAAAUUCAUCGCCAACGGGGGGGAUGUUCCCGGUCCGCAACGCAGUGUGUGGGAUGUUCUGAGCACCAAUAUCUAUCUGGACGCCGUGGUGUACGGCACUGCUGGGUUGAAAGCAGCUGUGGCUGCAGCAGGAGGAAGUGAUCGUCUUCUCUUCGGUACGUUGGUCCCGGGAUGCUUCUCUGCGAUGGCAUUGUUAAUACCAGUAUAGGAACCGAUCAUCCGUUCUUCCCUCCUUUGGGCAAGGAUGACGAAGAAUGGCCGAGUGUGACGACCAAUUACAAAGCGAUCCAUACUGCAUUCGAAUCAGAAGGAGAUACUGCUGCAGGGGUCUUGGGGGGCAACGCGGCUCGCAUACUAGAUUUGAAAUAGACAUGAACUAUAUAAUAAUAGCAAUGCUGCAUGGCAUGACUCCAUCUGCUUUGAGCUUGUGCUUGCAGUGAGUCGUGUCAGUGAUACUGCGCAUCCGUGGCAUAUGCAGAAUGCAAGUAUUUCCGUUGAGAUCAGUAAGUCAUACAUGUCAGAUGGACGCAAAUCCCGGCCUCAUACCUCCGGGCUGGCCAAGGCCAGACUGCGGCCAGAAACACCACGUCUACAUCUUCGGGGAAUUUCGCGCAGCUAGCAUCUCCCAGCCUAUGAGCCUCCAAAUUUCUUGUACAAA